Brassica napus (rape) is the source of this 3487-nucleotide messenger RNA. Its product is annotated as DDT domain-containing protein DDB_G0282237-like. NCBI's taxonomy places the organism in Eukaryota, Viridiplantae, Streptophyta, Magnoliopsida, Brassicales, Brassicaceae. The transcript has 17 exons. The coding region runs from base 1205 to 3349 and encodes 714 amino acids. The record is from RefSeq and is a predicted model, not a curated record.
CAGAGUUUACAGUACACACAGUGCCACGGCCAUGGCUUCUGCUAUGGACUUAUCUCCUUCAACGUUCUUCUUAUGUCGAACUUCUUCCUCAUCUCUACGUCGUCUCUCCUCCAUCUCAGUCUCUAGUUUCCGCCGUCACCCUAACCGGAGGUUACAGAUAUUUUGCCAAGCCACAGCCGGAACUCAGCCUCAGAGCGUCCUCUCUGACUCUGGCUCAAAACUGGCCGCCCGUUCUGGCCAGGACCGUCUUCUGAAGGUCAGGUUCCGUUUAUUUUGGAUAAAUUUGGAUUCAUCGCAAUUGUUUUGGAAACUGCAGGUUCCGAUUUCGAACAUCAGGAACUUUAGUAUCAUAGCUCAUAACAUGGACAUGAUCAUGGGAAGUCUACAUUGGCGGAUAAGUUGCUUCAGACUAUGUGCUCAAACCCAUCUCUCCUUCCACAACCCGGGCAGAGGAAAUCAGUUGAAGAACCAUAUGUUAAGAUUGAGUUGCUUACGCCGAAAGACUAUAUUGGUGCGCUUAUGGAACUCGCUCAAGAUAGGAGAGGGGAGUUCAAGGAAAUGAAAUAUAUAGCUGAGAACAGAGCUUCUCUCCUCUAUGAGUUACCCCUUGCAGAGAUGGUGGGAGAUUUCUUUGAUCAAUUAAAGUCCAGGACCAAUGGAUAUGCUAGCAUGGAAUACUCAGUUAUUGGGUACAGGGAAAGCGAUCUGAUAAAACUAGAUAUUCUCAUUAAUACUGAAUUGGUGGAACCUUUGUCAACCAUUGUACACAGAGACAAGGCAUAUCCAGUUGGGAGAGCUUUGACUCGAAAACUCAAAGAGCUUAUUCCGCGACAAAUGUUUCAAGUGCGUAUCCAGGCUUGUAUAGGAUCGAAAGUGAUAGCUAGUGAAGCGGUCCAAAUAAGAAAGAUCUGAGGCCCAGUACAUCCAUUUAAUGGGCUUAAUUGGAAAAGAAAUAACGUAUGGCUCCAAAACAGCAAACCACCUGUACAAACACAUAUAUAAAGCGGAGAGUUAUUAAGAAGUCUUCGUCAUUUAUUCCCAUAAGGAACGACGACUGACCCAACCCAAACAGCUGAGAGCGAGCGAGCGAGAGAGAGACUAGAGAGAGAUCUGAGCAACUGUUUUCGUUCUUCGCGAGACACCUCCCUCUCUCUCUCUCUCUCCGUCGACGACGCGUCUUCCGAGCUCCAUACAUUCUCUGAGGAUGCCUCUACAAAAAAAGAAGCCGCAUAAACUACUGGAUCCCCCAAACGGCUUGGAGCCACGAGAACUUGUUUUUCAAGUUCGUCUCACAAAGGAGAUUUUCCGAGAUUAUCAAUUGUACUUGAAGAGGAUUAAUCUGUAUCGCCAGCGAGUUUGGACAUGUAAAUCUACCGGUAAAACUAGCUUGACCUACGAGGAGGCCUUAGAGUCAGAAAAAUUGACAAGCAAGAAGGUUCAAACUCUGCCGGGAGAGCUAGUGGCACCUGCUUUACGUAUCAUCCAGUUCAGUACACUCUCAUUGAAAGAUCUUGCUGACACAAUAGCGACCAAGCUGCAAAGUUGUUUCUUUACUGGUGCGGAGUUGUAUGCGAACAGGGAUGGCGAAUUGCAUCCGUGCAGAAUCUUGGAGAUGGUAACAGAUGAGGAUGGUGAACCUCAGUAUAAGGUCGGCUUCCUUGACAAAGAUGAGGAAAUAAAUGAGAGCGCAGUGCUGUCUGGGGAGGAUCUUUCAUGGAAGAAAUUUCCAUUUAGUAGAAAUUUUCUCAAGUCUUUCAUUCGGGAGUCCACAUGCCGCAGUAUACCUUGGGUAGUUAAUGAAUAUCUGGCUAAAGCACAUGGAAUCUCUAGAAAGAUUCCCAAGGAACUUCAGGACAAGUAUGUCUUUCAGAAUGGAGAACUGGUUCAGCAAAGGAAGCAGGACGAUAAAACCGGAAGGGAAAACGGAAAAAGAAAGAGAGCAGAAAACGAUAGUCAUGUUGCAGAGGAGACACAUAGAGAUGUUAAUGAGUCUGAGAAAGAGUCUAUCAAUUAUCCAAUUGAAGAUUUACUGUUGCCACCUGAUCAUGAUGAUGCUGACAUCACUCAGCGUCCUCGGCUUUCACGGGAUUUUAAUGUUUCUAUGGAUUGUGCUGGGGAUCUUCUUAUGGUCUGGGACUUUUGUUCCUCGUUUGGUCGGCAGCUGCAUCUAUGGCGAUUUUCUCUCGAGGACUUUGAAAAUGCUCUUUGCCACAAGGAGAGUAUUUCGGUUCUGAUUAUGGAAGUGCAUGCCUGUCUUUUCCGAUUCCUCAUCAAUGAAGACGGUGAUAAGUUCAAAGCUUUAAAGAGAAGGAGUCGCAAGUCAAAGAUAACAUUGAUCACAUGGACAGAGUAUCUAUGUGACUUCUUGGAAUCAGUUGACACUCCUGAUUUGUGCGUUGACACCGGAACAAUCAAACGGGGACAUUAUGGUCUAUUGGACCCCAGUGUAAAAUUGAAAAUCCUAAGGGAAUUAGUGAACCAUGUAGCUGAAACAAUUGCGUUCAAGGGGGAAAUAGACAAGCUUGUUGAACAACGGCAUACCCUUGGAGCUGCUAGAAGGGAAGAAGCAUUGGCGGAAGCCCGAAUGAAAAGAGAGGAGAAAGAACGCUCCAAAACUGGCGAGGAAUCUGAUGGAGUUUUAGAUAACAGCAGGUUAGAGAACAAGAAAAAUAGCCCACAAAUAACGGAAAGCAGCGAAGACAGCAGAAAGAAAGAGAGCUUUGCGUGGGAAAUCAAGAUGGAAAAUGGGUCUGUUUCUUCGAAAAGAAAUGAAAUAUCAGAGAAAAGGCUUAUGGGGAAUGUCUGUCUGAGAAAGCACAAACGGCAGAAGACGGAUACAAAAAUCACAUCAAAGGAGGAUGAAGAAGAGGUGAAAGAAAUUUCGGGGAAGAAGCAGGGUGGAAAAUCUUCAAGUGAAGAUGAGAAGAGGAGGGGACCUGAACAGAGGAGGCAAUAUUAUGAAGGAGAGAUGGAGAAAAUAGUCAUACGUACAAACCCAUUGGGUAAAGAUCGGAACUACAACAGGUACUGGUGGUUCCGAAGCAAUGGGAGGAUAUUUGUUGAGGAUUCUGAUUGCAAAGAAUGGGGCUACUAUACCUCCAAGGAAGAGCUCGAUGCAUUGAUGGGAUCACUAAACCGUAAAGGAGAGAGGGAACUGUCAUUACAUAUGCAGCUUGAGAAAUUCUAUGACAGAAUAUGCUCUACACUACAAAAGAGGACGAAGGACAUUGCUGAGAAGAUAGAAAUGGAAGAAACAGUGGUAAGGAGAUCUACCCGUGUAAGAGCUCUACUCCAUGAAAAUCCAGCUAGUGCCUUCUUGAGAUAUGUUAACAAGUGGAAAGAGGAGUAAACAUUAGUAGAAUUCGAUUCUAAUACUAGAAUAGCUUAAUAGUUGCAGCCAUUAGACGGAAUAGUUCCGGAUUAAACAUUUUGUAGGCCCUUGUGCAAAUUUUUGAAAUGGAUCCCCGAACCAUAAAAUUUCAGUUUA